Molecule: messenger RNA, 453 nt
Organism: Mucor velutinosus
Lineage: Eukaryota; Fungi; Mucoromycota; Mucoromycetes; Mucorales; Mucoraceae
Exons: 5
Coding region: 1-453 (150 amino acids)
Biological process (GO): proteasome-mediated ubiquitin-dependent protein catabolic process; protein polyubiquitination; DNA repair
Cellular component (GO): HULC complex
Molecular function (GO): ubiquitin conjugating enzyme activity
Source: RefSeq, a predicted model, not a curated record
AUGUCGACACCCACUAGAAGAAGACUUAUGCGUGAUUUCAAGAGAUUGCAAAGCGAUCCUCCAGCUGGUGUAUCAGGUGCCCCUUGUCCCGAAAACAUCAUGAUGUGGAAUGCAGUAAUCUUUGGUCCUGCUGAUACCCCCUUUGAGGAUGGUACUUUCAAGUUAGUAUUGCAAUUCGAUGAAACCUAUCCCAACAAACCACCCCAAGUCAAAUUCGUUUCAAAAAUGUUCCAUCCCAAUGUAUAUGCCAACGGUGAGCUCUGUCUGGAUAUCUUACAAAACAGAUGGAGUCCAACAUACGAUGUAGCAGCCAUUUUGACCAGUAUUCAAUCUCUCUUUAACGACCCCAACCCCAACUCACCAGCAAACGCAGAGGCAGCAAAUCUUUACCGUGAAAAUAGAAAGGAAUAUGUUCGUCGAGUUAGGGAAACUGUUGAGGAAUCUUGGGAAUAA